GCUCACUCGUGUGGAGAGCGGACUAGAGGCUGGAGGGAGAAAGGGGUUUAGCUUUAGCAAGGCAGGCAGAAAAUGGAGAGUGUAGCCGUGUUUGGUGGAGCCAAAUUUUGUAUCUCUUCUUCAACCAUCCUUCCUUCAUCAACUUACACCACCAACACCACAGCCUUAUCCCUCACUUCCUGCAAUAACCUUAACCUACGCACAACCCACCUAUCUGCAUUCCAUUCAAAAUCCCAUCUUUUCUCUUUCAACAAUUCCCCUUCACAUCCUCAUGCUACUAAAACUCGCAACUCUAGAAAGCCCCGCAUAUUUCUUCCUCAUUUGGUGGCUUCCAUGGAACAAGUUGAUGAGACUUACAUUAUGGUCAAGCCUGAUGGUGUUCAACGUGGCCUUGUUGGAGAAAUAAUCUCGAGGUUUGAGAAGAAAGGAUUUAAACUGACUGGUUUGAAGCUCUUCCAAUGCCCUAAAGAAUUGGCAGAGGAGCACUAUAAGGAUCUCAAGGCCAAGCCUUUCUUCCCUGGUCUGAUCGAUUACAUCACUUCUGGUCCAGUUGUGUGUAUGGCAUGGGAAGGUGUUGGGGUUGUAGCAUCAGCACGUAAGCUAAUAGGGUCCACGGAUCCUCUUAAGGCCGAACCAGGCACAAUACGAGGAGAUCUCGCUGUUCAAACAGGAAGGAAUGUGGUUCAUGGCAGUGACAGCCCUGAAAAUGGAAAGCGUGAAAUAGGACUCUGGUUUAAAGAAGGUGAAUUAUGUCAGUGGACACCAGCUCAGGCACCUUGGCUACGGGAGUGAUUCUUAUAGUGGAUUUGAUUAAAGAGGCAUGCAGUUUUGAGGUGUUUAUCAUCUGAGCAGCUGUAUUUAUUUCAAACUUCAUUGUUUUCAGGAUUCUGAAUGUUUUCAUGUCAAUUAACAGAAUUACAAUGUGAAACCUGCUGUAAGAAAACUUAUGGAAACUGUUCUGUUUUUGUUCGUUUCUC
This is a messenger RNA of Populus trichocarpa (black cottonwood), 977 nucleotides long. RefSeq names its product nucleoside diphosphate kinase 2, chloroplastic. Gene Ontology annotation, biological process: GTP biosynthetic process; CTP biosynthetic process; UTP biosynthetic process. The coding region runs from base 73 to 792 and encodes 239 amino acids. The record is from RefSeq and is a predicted model, not a curated record. Lineage: Eukaryota; Viridiplantae; Streptophyta; Magnoliopsida; Malpighiales; Salicaceae. Gene Ontology annotation, molecular function: nucleoside diphosphate kinase activity. The transcript is spliced from 7 exons.